Molecule: messenger RNA, 3999 nt
Organism: Rubroshorea leprosula
Lineage: Eukaryota; Viridiplantae; Streptophyta; Magnoliopsida; Malvales; Dipterocarpaceae
Source: the annotation of a GenBank genome assembly
UAUAUUUCAAAAAUCUUUAAGACUCACUCAAGAGGCUCGCAAGAAUUUUCCAUCCGGAAAGUUAACAAACAUGAUCACGACAGAUACCAAUGCACUUCAGCAAAUCUGCCAACAACUUCAUGGAUUAUGGUCUGCUCCAUUUCGUUUUAUCCUGUCUAUGGUUCUCCUUUACCAGCAGCUUGGUGUUGCUUCACUUCUUGGACUGUCAAUUCUAGUUCUUAUGGUUCCUCUACAGAUCCUUCUCAUUAGCAAAAUGCGAAAAGUGACCAAGGAAGGACUGCAAUGGACUGACAAGAGAGUUAGCCUCAUGAAUGAAAUUUUGGCUGCCAUGGACACUGUGAAAUGUUAUGCGUGGGAGAAGAGCUUUCAAUCUCGAGUCCAGAGUGCACGACAUGAGGAGCUGUCAUGGAACCGCAAAGCAAACUUUCUAUCUGCUCUUAACAGUUUCAUCCUCAACAGCAUACCAGUUGUCAUGACAGUGGUUUCAUUUGGGACAUUCACUUUGCUUGGUGGAGAUCUGACACCGUCCAGGGCAUUUACGUCACUUUCUCUGUUUGCAGUGCUGCGAUUUCCUCUGGACAUGCUUCCCAAUUUAUUAAGUCAGGUUGUCAAUGCUAACGUAUCAUUACAACGUAUUGAGGAGCUACUCCUAGCUGAAGAGAGAAUUCUGGCAUCAAAUCCACCUCUUGAACCAGGGCUUCCAGCCAUCUCAAUUAAGAAUGGAAAUUUUUCUUGGGAUUCAAAGGCAGAGAAGCCUACAUUAUCAAACAUCAAUUUGGAUGUGCCAGUUGGCAGCUUAGUUGCAAUUAUUGGUAGAACUGGAGAAGGGAAAACAUCACUUAUAUCAGCAAUGCUAGGAGAGCUGCCUCCUAUGGCUGAUACAAGUGUUGUUAUUAGAGGAACAGUUGCUUAUGUUCCUCAAGUUUCAUGGAUUUUCAAUGCUACUGUACGUGACAAUAUAUUAUUUGGAUCUGGAUUUGAAUGGGAAAGAUAUUGGAAGACAAUAGAUGUUACUGAAUUGCAGCAUGAUCUUGACUUACUUCCUGGUCAUGAUCUCACAGAGAUUGGUGAAAGAGGGGUGAAUAUUAGUGGUGGGCAGAAGCAGAGAGUUUCCAUGGCAAGAGCUGUCUAUUCCAAUUCGGAUGUCUACAUAUUUGAUGACCCUUUAAGUGCUCUAGAUGCCCAUGUUGGACGACAGGUUUUCAACAAAUGUAUUAAGGAAGAGCUGCUAGGGAAAACCAGGAUACUUGUCACUAACCAGCUGCAUUUUCUUCCACAUGUGGACCGAAUUAUUUUGAUCUCUGAAGGUAUGAUUAAAGAAGAGGGAACUUUUGAGGAGCUCUCAAGAAAUGGCAAGCUAUUCCAGAAAAUGAUGGAAAAUGCAGGGAAAAUGGAAGAAAUGGAUGAACAAGGAAAAGAAAAUGAAGAAAAAAACUUAGAUGAGAUAAUCUCAAAAGACGCUGCUAAUGAUGUUGGUGAGAUGAAUGAUCUACCAAACCAUUCAAGACAGGGUAAAGGGGGAAAAUCUGUGCUUAUCAAACAAGAAGAAAGGGAAACAGGUGUUGUCAGUUGGAAUGUUUGGAUGAGGUACAAAGAUGCACUAGGAGGCCUAUGGGUAGUUAUGAUACUCUUUACAUGCUAUUUAUCAACUGAAGUUCUUCGAAUUUUAAGUAGCACCUGGUUAAGGGUCUGGACAGAUCAAGGCACUUCAAAGAAUUAUGAACCUGGCUUCUACAUACUCAUUUAUACACUUCUAGCAUUUGGACAGGUAGCUGUGACAUUGAUGAACUCCUUUUGGUUGAUCAUUUCAAGUCUUUGUGCAGCUAGAAGGCUGCAUGAUGCCAUGCUAAAUUCAAUCCUAAGAGCACCAAUGCUAUUUUUUCACACCAAUCCAAUAGGACGUGUGAUAAAUAGGUUUUCAAGGGAUGUAGAUGAUAUAGAUCGCCACAUUGCUAAUUUUAUGAAGAUAUUCCUCGGUCAACUCUGGCAGCUUCUUUCAACUUUUGCCCUGAUAGGCAUUGUGAGCACAAUUUCCUUAUGGGCCAUACUUCCACUUAUUAUCUUGUUUUACGCCGCCUAUCUAUAUUAUCAGAGCACAGCCCGUGAAAUAAAGCGGUUGGACUCCAUUACCAGAUCUCCUGUUUAUGCACAAUUUGGAGAAUCGUUAAAUGGUUUAUCAACAAUCCGUGCAUACCAAGCUUAUGAUAGGAUGGCCAACAUUAAUGGGAAGUACAUGGAUAAUAACAUGAGAUUCACUCUUGCAAGUACCAGUUUGAAUCGUUGGCUUGAUACAAGAUUGGAAACAUUAGGAGGUGUCAUGAUUUGGUUGACAGCUACCUUUGCAGUUAUGCAGAAUGGAGGAGCAAAGAAUACAGCAGCAUCUGCAUCAACAAUGGGUCUGCUUCUUAGUUAUUCUUUAAACAUCACUACUCUUUUGAGUGAUGUCCUAAGAUUAGCAAGUAAGGCUGAGAACAGCUUAAAUGCUGUGGAGCGUGUGGGCACAUACAUUGAUUUACCUUCAGAAGCUCCAGAUGUAAUUGAGAGCAAUCGACCACCAGCUGGGUGGCCUUCAUCAGGAUCAGUUAAGUUUGAGGAUGUUGUCCUACGUUACAGGCCUGAACUUCCUCCAGUUUUGCAUGGAUUAUCCUUCACUAUUUCUCCAAGUGAGAAGGUUGGGAUUGUGGGAAGAACCGGUGCAGGAAAAUCAAGCAUCCUAAAUGCAUUAUUUCGGAUUGUAGAAGUAGAAAAAGGAAGAAUCUCAAUUGAUGAUUGUGAUCUUGCUAAAUUUGGACUAACAGACCUAAGGAAGGCUCUUAGUAUCAUACCACAAUCACCAAUUCUUUUCUCAGGAACUGUGAGAUUUAAUCUUGAUCCAUUUAGUGAGCACAAUGAUGCUGACCUGUGGGAGGUGUUGGAACGGGCACAUUUAAAGGAUGCCAUCAGGAAGAAUCCUUUUGGUCUGGAUGCUCAGGUUUUGGAGGGUGGGGAGAAUUUUAGUGUUGGGCAGAGGCAACUAUUAAGUCUUGCUCGAGCAUUGCUGCGGAGAUCAAAGAUUCUUGUUCUUGAUGAAGCAACUGCUGCUGUUGAUGUUAGGACUGAUGCUCUUAUCCAGAAAACCAUUCGGGAAGAAUUUAAAUCCUGCACGAUGAUCGUUAUUGCUCAUAGACUAAAUACAAUCAUUGACUGUGAUCGGAUUGUUGUGCUUGAUGCUGGUCAGGUUCUAGAGAAUGACACUCCAGAGGAACUGUUAUCUAAAGAAGAAAGUGCCUUCACAAAAAUGGUUCAAAGUACCGGACCUGCAAAUGCUGAGUACUUACGUGGGUUAGUUUUCGGAUGUCAAGAGGGCAAGUUGAGCAGAGGAGAGACUAAGAGGAUGGAUGGAAAGAGGAAAUGGCUAGCUUCUUCCCGCUGGGCUGCUGCUGCUCGGUUUGCCCUAUCUGUCAGCCUUACUUCCUCACAGGGCGAUCUUCAAAGUUUGGAUUUUGAAAAUGAGAAUGAUAUCCUCAACAAAACAAAAAAUGCUGUCAUAACACUGCAAGAUGUUUUGGAGGGGAAGCAUGAUAACCACAUAGACAAUGCACUACAGCAGUGCCAAGUUACAAGUGACAGUUGGUGGUCAGCUCUCUAUAGAAUGAUUGAAGGUCUUGCUGUAAUGAGCAGGUUGUCUCAGCAAACCAGGCUUCAACAAUCUGAGUACAAUUUUGAAGACAGACCACUGAAUUGGGAUGACUGUCAAACGUAGGAGACAAAUGGUUUAUAUGCAUCAAAGGAAAAUUUGUGCCAUAGACGACACUUCUAUGAUAUGUAAUAAAAUCACCACUUGACAGAUAAGAUUCUGAUGCUUUCGGUCUUUCUGUUAAUAUGGUUAGAAGGGUGUGAGUGUUAUGAACUUAUGAGACAUUUUGAGCAGUGGCUCAAAAAUAUGGUUUUUCACUUGAUUUCUAGUCUUUUGUUUUUCAUCAUAAGAAAAAUCUGCAAUAAUACAUUUUAUUUUACUUA